Molecule: messenger RNA, 267 nt
Organism: Rotaria socialis
Lineage: Eukaryota; Metazoa; Rotifera; Eurotatoria; Philodinida; Philodinidae
Source: the annotation of a GenBank genome assembly
AUGCGAAAGUUGAUAAAUUUUAUCCAUCAAUCAAGCGUUCUAGAUCGUUAUGUCAAAGAACGAAUUGAAAACAAAUUGCAAGAAAUUAAUAAUCGUUUGCUACCGGAUCAACAACAACAACAUGUUCAAUUCAAGGAUUUGAUAAUUGAUUUCGAAAUACGAUGGAAUACUACGUACUUAAUGUUACAACGAUUUUUGCUUUAUUGUUCAAUCAUUACAAAUAUUACUCAAAAUCCAUCAAAUGAAAUUGGACUGAAGGAAAAUUAA